Synchiropus splendidus (mandarinfish) is the source of this 6505-nucleotide messenger RNA. RefSeq names its product ankyrin repeat and BTB/POZ domain-containing protein 3-A. The record is from RefSeq and is a predicted model, not a curated record. Bases 224 to 3313 code for a protein of 1029 amino acids. Gene Ontology annotation, molecular function: protein heterodimerization activity. NCBI's taxonomy places the organism in Eukaryota, Metazoa, Chordata, Actinopteri, Syngnathiformes, Callionymidae. The transcript is spliced from 17 exons.
GUAACGGUGCGCGCUCUCUGUUACGCAUCUCAAGUUGUAGACUAGAGGAGACUGGAUAAGACGCACAGGCGGUGAAGAAAGUGGGGGGGGAAAAAAACUCGACCCGGUUUCCAGAAUUGAACAGGGGAAUUGAAUUCAAUCCACCUGGAGGGAGUUUUGUUCUUUCCAAGUUUGUGCCAUUGAAUUGGGAGACCAAGCGCACCCAGCAGUAUGCAGUGCAGUCAUGGCAGGCAAGGGUAAGACCGUCGUGAGGACGCUGGAGGAUUUAACGCUCGAUUCUGGUUAUGGUGGAGCCGCGGACUCGGUCAGGUCGUCCAGCGUGUCGCUGUGCUGCUCUGACACGCAUCCGUCCUUCCCGCAUGGGGGCAACUGCUGGCAUCUGACGGAAUCCAUGCACAGCAGACAGAACAGUUUGGACACGGUCAACACAGUCCUGGCGGAGGACACGGAGAUUUUGGAGUGGUCCGGUCAGUGCGCCAAGCUGCCUGAGCUGGAGGACACGCCAUGGAGCCUCGGCGAGGUGGAGGGCGCCCUGAGGAAAGACGAGGAGCUGAUGGUGGGGGACCCUCCGCCGGAGGUCCUGGCGCGGAUGUCCACGCUCGUCAGCCGCGCGUUGGUGCGCGUGGCCCGGGAGGCGCAGAGGCUGAGCCUGCGCUACGCCAAGUGCACCAAGCAUGAGAUCCAGAGUGCCAUCAAGCUGGUUCUCUCCUGGACCAUCUCAGUCAACUGCAUCACGGCGGCUCUCAGCGCCCUGUCCAUGUACAACAUGAGCACUGGGGACAAGUUCAGCCGCGGCAAGUCGGUGCGCUGCGGGCUGGUCUUCUCGGUCGGGAAAUUCUUCAGGUGGAUGGUGGAUAGCCGGGUGGCGCUGAGGAUCCACGAGCACGCCGCUAUCUACCUCGCUGCCUGCAUGGAGAGUCUGUUCAGAGAGGUUUUCACCCGGGUCCUGCGCAGCGCUCUCGUGGAGAGGGACAACGGGAUUCCCAAGUUUACCGUGGAGUCACUGGAGCAAGCCAUCAACCAGGACUCGGAGAUUUGGGGGCUGCUUCAACCCUUUCAGCACCUCAUAUGUGGCAAGAACUCGAACGGUGUGCUCUGCUUGCCGGAGAGUCUCAACCUGCAUCGCGAUCAGCAACGUUCAAGCAGACCCUGCGAGAAACAGAACUACACGCAGGCCGAACUGCGGACAGUGGAGCAGUCUCUUCUCGCCACCCGUGUCGGCAGCAUCGCCGAGCUGAGUGAUCUGGUGUCACGGGCCAUGCACCACCUUCAACCACUUCACAUCAAGAACUCUGGAAGUGGGACUCCAGUCCACCAAAAGAGCAACACCACGAUACACUGGGAGCCGGAGGCCCUCUACACAUUGUGUUACUUCAUGCACUGUCCGCAGAUGGAGUGGGAAAAUCCCAAUGUUGAGCCCUCAAAAGUCACCUUGCAGACUGAGAGGCCGUUUCUGGUUCUGCCUCCGCUGAUGGAGUGGAUCAGGGUGGCAGUGGCUCACACCGAGCAUCGUCGGAGCUUCUCUGUGGACAGCGAUGAUGUGAGACAGGCAGCCAGGCUGUUGCUGCCUGGUGUGGACUGUGAACCCAGACAAAUAAAAGCCGAAGACUGCUUUUGCGCCACAAGGAAACUGGAUGCAGCCUCCACUGAAGCAAAGUUCCUGCAGGACUUGGGCUUCAGGAUGCUCAACUGCGGACGGACUGACCUGGUCAAGCAGGCCGUCAAUCUCCUGGGGCCUGACGGCAUUAACAGUAUGAGUGAACAAGGAAUGACUCCUCUUAUGUACGCGUGCGUCCGUGGUGACGAGGCCAUGGUACAGAUGUUGCUGGACGCUGGGGCGGACAUCAACAGUGAGGUGCCCAGCUCAGUAAGCAAGCACCCCUCAGUAUAUCCUGAAACGCGCCAGGGGACGCCACUCACUUUCGCUGUGUUGCACGGACACGUCCCUGUCGUGCAGUUGCUGCUGGAUAAUUGCGCCAACGUGGAGGGUUCCCUGCAAGAGGGAGCUGAAAAUUACACCGAGACGCCUCUUCAGCUGGCAGCCGCUGCAGGAAACUUUGAACUAGUCAGUCUGCUUCUGGAAAGAGGGGCAGACCCCAUGAUUGGAACGACGUGUCGGAAUGGCAUCUCCUCUGCCCCGCUAGGAGACAUGAACUCCUUCAGCCUGGCAGCGGCACACGGUCACAGGAAUGUUUUUCGGAGACUACUCUCCCAGUCGGACAAAGACAAAGGCGAUGUGCUGUCCCUGGAGGAGAUCCUGGCGGAGGGUUCGGAUCCCAGAGAGAAGAGUUUAGGCCUACAAGCCAAUGGCAGCAACAUCGGUGGGACCCUGCGAACAGGAAAGGCCAAGCUGAGAGCCCUGAGGGAGGCCAUGUACCAUAGUGCAGAGCACGGCCAUGUGGACAUCACCAUUGACAUCCGCAGCUUAGGCGUCCCCUGGAAGCUGCACACGUGGCUCGAGUCCCUGCGUACCUGCUACAUCCAGAACAGACGGCCGCUCAUCCAGGGUUUGCUCAAAGAUUUCAGCUGCAUACAGGAGGAGGAGUACACAGAGGAGCUCAUCACGCAUGGCCUGCCGCUCAUGUUCCAAAUACUGCGCUCCAGCAAGAAUGAAGUGAUCGGUCAGCAGCUCUCUGUCAUCUUCACGCAGUGUUAUGGACCCUUCCCAAUCCCCAAAAUGACAGAGAUCAAGAGGAAACAGACUUCACGCUUAGAUCCUCAUUUCCUCAACAACAAGGACAUGUCGGACGUCACGUUCCUGGUGGAGGGGAAGCCAUUUUAUGCACACAAGGUUCUGCUCUUCACAGCUUCACCCAGGUUUAAAUCCCUCCUGCAGAACAGACCCGCAGCCGAGAACACCUGCAUCGAGAUCAGUCAUGUCAAGUACAACAUAUUUCACUUGGUGAUGCAGUAUCUCUACUGCGGAGGCACUGAGUCACUGCACAUACGCAACACUGAAGUGAUGGAGCUUCUGUCUGCAGCCAAGUUCUUCCAACUAGAGGCCCUCCAGAGACACUGUGAGAUCAUCUGCUCCAAGAACAUCACCACGGAAACCUGUGUGGACCUCUACAAGCACGCGCGGUUUCUCGGUGCCACGGAACUCACUGCUUUCAUCGAGGGCUACUUCUUGAAGAACAUGGUGCUGCUGAUCGAGCUAGAGGGCUUCAAGCAGCUUCUCUACGAACCUCAGCUUCCAGAGAGUCCUGCGUCCAGCCCUGGAAUCUGCUCCGACAUUCUCCAUGACCUUGAGAAAACUCUGGCCACACGCAUACAUUCCAUCCACCUGUCCACCUCCAAAGGCUCGGUGGUGUGACGCCGCCCAGGCCGUGAACCCUUCAGUCUGAUCUCAGCCUUCAUGCAACACCGUCGCCCUGCCAUACAUCCCUGCCUGCCUGCUUACGGGAAGCUGUCGGAGGUGUGCCUCAAGCAGACAUUUAUGUCAGUGCGAGUCAGGCGGAGGUCUUUCUCACUUUGUCGCUCUGCGCUGCACCACUGGUCACCUCACACCCUUGCAAUCUGAACAGAAUAAAGACUGACAAGCGCACUCUGUCCUGCUAAGUAUGAGCAUGAAACUCUUCUGCUUCUUCAAAAACAAAAUAGAAUUAGCAGCUUCUCCAUCCCAGACUCCCGAUGUUUACAUCACUUUGUGUAGGUGAAUGCCAUAGCGGUCAACUCACGCCAAAAUAUACAGCGACAUUCAGUCAAUAAAAGUGAUUCGUAGCAAACAUUUAGGUGGGGCUUUUUUUGCAUUCCUCGGUAGAUCUGGGACACUGUGCUAUCCCAGAUGACAGACUUUACGAUCUAUGCUCAAGGUUGAUUCUAGAUGUUCAACUGAUGAACCUUUUUGCAUGUCACCAUCAGAAGAGUCUCUAUGACGACACUCUUUAUGCAGAUCUUUCAUCGACACCAGAGAACUUUGAUGAAGAACGUCUUCUUUCUGAACACUGCAUUCAAGAAAGUGUACAAACAAACUGAGAGCCAGCAUCUCUUCUUUUCUUUUGUAUCGGAUCUCCAGUCUUCUCCGCUCAGCUCAUGAUCCUAUUAGUGAAUGUUCAUCCCGAAUCAUUUGUUCUUGUCUCCGGUUCUGCAUGUUUGAAUCUGUUUGUGUCGGUCCCUUGUUUCCGUUUCUGCUGUGCGUUUUGUGUAGGCUCUUAGACAAAAGUAGGAAAUGAUUGUCGAUGUUAACACUGUUUCCCAUUUGAUUUAUCACGUGUAGAUCGAGGGUCAUACAUCAUUUUGGAAUAAUCUGAGAACCAUUCCAGAUAUAGUCAGUACAACCGUGGCAAUAAGAAAGAUUCACAACAUCCUUGACAGUGAUGAGUGUGAGUCUUGAUCAGAGAAAUGGAAUGAAAGAAAGCUACUGAAAUUUUUUUUUUGUUUUGGACAGAAACAACUACGUACUAUACACUGCAAAAACUCAAAUCUUAUUUAUAUAUUAUUAUAUAUAUAUUAUAUUUAGAAAUUAUAUUUCAGCAAAAGGGGGGGGGGGUUCUUUUAGGACAAUAUAAUCUUAUAUAUGUUGUUUUUUCACUUGUUCUAUUUGGAGAUAUUUUGCCUGAUUUCAUGGUAGAGGUACCACGAAUGUGUCAUAAAUCAAGUGGGAUGACAUAUUUUGACAGAAAAUAAAGCUGAACAAACUUAGAUUUGUUACUAAGAUAUUUAGGUUUUACAGCAUAGUGACUCUGCAAGAUUACAGAAUUCAACACCCACUCUCUGCUUUAAUAUAACAAAUAAUCAUGAGUGGGUCAAGAUUCUGAAUAAUAAGAUUGUUAUUCGGAAGAUGGUUUUAACUAUUUUAAUUGGAAGCAUCGCGAUCUUUAGUGACCUUUUGUUGUAUUUGAAAAGCAAAUUUAUUGAGUCUGCCUUUCUCAUAUGGUAAAUCUAAAAAUCUUCAUUUGCCACUCAUUUUGGGGGUUGAUUUUAUACGGACACUUGGACACCUUGUUUUCCAUUAUUGUGCAUUUAACUGCCAUGUGAUUCGUGGAGGUCAGUAUCUGCCACUUCACACAAAUCAAUCCUGCAUUCAACAUAUGUCUGUGGACAACAAAGGACCCCUAACUUAGGGCUCAAUAUUUGUAUUCUCCUGGAAACUGACCAGUAGCUGGUAUAUUAUUUAACUGCAUUUGUGUUGUAUUGUUGGUUGGUGGAGUGGCUUCAUUGUGAGAGCCCAUUACCUACCACACGUACCACGAUCGGUACACUUGAAGCUCCAAAAUAAAUGGCAAACUGCGCCAAUUAAAAAGUACCAAAAUAUUAAAGUUGGCAAAGAAACAAUAUAUUUAUAAUCAAUAACACACACUAGAGACGUCACAAGAGGAAGCAGAGUUUGAAUGUAAUUAAGAGACUGUAUUUAUUUUUCCUGUCUCCGUCCAAAAAUCCUGCAGCUUUGUUUUGUCUCAUGUCAAAAUGUGAUGCUUUCAGUGUCAGCUUUUCUUUCUAUUGGAAGAAAGUGAAAACACAUUGUAGCAUUAUGUGAAUCUUUAUGGUCCUGAACUAUUAAUAUUAUAUUCAAAACAGACUGAGUGUUCUAAACAUAAACAAAUAAUGGAACGAAAGCAUCUCAACUUAUUUUCUUACUAAUAAAAACAUUGCAUUUAUAUUUAACAUUUCACAGUGAUUUUAUUUUACCAAAAAAAAAAUAUGUAAAGUAUAUAAGUGUGAAAAAUAAAAGCAAUAUUUACAUAUACAUUAUUUUUAGCAAGAUAGUCAGGAGCUGUCAAAUAAGUACAUAUAAUAAAUAAAUACAUGUUUUAAAGAAGCUAUUUUCUUGACAAUAACUUGAUGGAAGUUUUGUUUCCUUCAUCUGCUCCUCCCCCACCAUCAAAAGCAAGUUGCAAGACUAUCAGAGAGGCUGUCUUUCAAAAUGGGUUUGGUUUCAUGCAGUGUCACCAUUCCAAGGGUUAUUGUUGUUUUAUCAUCCAUCUCUGAAACAGUGUAAAAGCACUUGAAGAUGCAAAUAAUGUGUUAUCAGUCUAACAAUGAUGUCAAGCACUUUGUGUGCCAGUGUCGCUGUAGCCUCACGACCUGAAGCAUUAUUAUUUACUGUGUGACCAUGUGAAUCAGCUCGGUUCAGCUUGAACAAUAACAGACCCUCGUGUUUCCAAGGCUACUGCCCACUGUUGCUGUUUAUUUCAACACUGGAUAACUGUGGGUUUGCAUGGCUCUUUAAUGUUGUUGAGAAUAUCUUUGUCGGGUCUCAGUCGCCCCAUUGUUUACCCGAGUUAUUGUUUGCCUGAAUUUCUUUCUUUUUAUUUUCUGCUAAUAACCAGCAUUUCUCUUGGACUGACACAUGCAUGAGAUCUGUCUAGAUUUCACCAAGGACAUAGUUUAGGGGGCGUCUUUUUCCAAUGGCCUGUAUAUUGUACAAAAGAAUAACAAUGAAACAACUAUACAGAAUAUAAAUUAUAUUUGGUGUGAGAAUGAGGGAUGUAGUUGAGUAUAACAGCAGAGAGGAAUGUUACACUUGUGCUGCAAGUUCCCAUGAAAUGCUUUUGUGGACAGCUAA